UUUCUUUCCUGGAGUAUAUAGGCCUCUGCACGAAACAGUUCUGCAGCAAAGCAGCAUCCGAGAUAAGAAGAGGAACAAGCACAUCCGAACGCAUCUCCAAGAGUGAAAAUCGCAAUCGUUGACAGCUAUGAGAAUGAAAAAAUAUGAAGACUUCCUUUGCUACCCGAACACAUCGCAAGCAUGUGGGUAUCCAGCCUUAUUGCUCUGUGCCUCGUGGCCGUAGCCGUGUCUGGUGAAGACAAGAAGCUGAGCAGCCAUGCGACCUCAGUGGCAGACUCAAGCGCUAACCUCGCCUUCAACCUCUACCACAAUGUCGCCAAAGAGAAGAACCUCGAUAACAUCCUCAUCUCUCCUGUGGUGGUGGCUUCCUCUUUGGGCGUGGUUGCCAUGGGCGGCAAAUCUUCCACCGCCUCGCAGGUGAAGACCCUCCUGAAGGCCGACUCCCUGAAGGACGAGCACCUGCACACAGGUCUGUCCGAGCUUCUCACUGAGGUGAGCGACCCGGAGGCCCGUAACGUCACGUGGAAGAUUAGCAACAGGCUGUACGGCCCCAGCUCCGUCAGCUUUGCCGACGACUUUGUCAAGAACAGCAAGAAGCACUACAACUACGAACACUCGAAGAUCAACUUCCGCGACAAGAGAAGCGCCAUCAGCUCCAUCAAUGAAUGGGCCGCCAAGUCAACCGACGGCAAGCUGCCGGAAGUCACCAAAGAUGUGAAAAACACAGAUGGGGCUAUGAUCGUCAACGCCAUGUUCUUCAAACCCCACUGGGAUGAGAAGUUUCACCACAAGAUGGUUGACAAUCGUGGUUUCCUGGUUACUCGCUCCUUCACGGUUUCUGUUCCCAUGAUGCACCGUACAGGUCUCUAUGAUUUUUACGAUGACACAGAGAACAGGCUGUAUGUGUUGAGCAUGCCUUUGGCACAUAAGAAGUCCAGCAUGGUUUUCAUUAUGCCCUACCAUUUGGAGCCUCUGGAGAGACUGGAGAAACUGCUUACUCGCAAACAGGUGGACACCUGGGUCAGCAAACUUGAGGAGAAAGCUAUCGCCGUCUCUUUGCCUAAAGUUAGCAUGGAAGUCAGCCAUGACCUUCAGAAACAUCUCGGAGAGCUUGGUCUUACUGAGGCUGUGGACAAAUCUAAGGCAGACCUGUCCAACAUUUCUGGAAAGAAGGAUCUCUACCUUGCCAAUGUCUUCCACGCUUCCUCACUCGAGUGGGACACUGAGGGAAAUCCUUUUGAUACCAGCAUUUACGGCAGUGAGAAGAUCAGGAACCCCAAGCUUUUUUACGCUGACCAUCCAUUCAUUUUCCUUGUUAAAGACAACAAGACCAACUCCAUCCUUUUUAUUGGCAGGCUAGUACGACCCAAAGGUGAUAAAAUGAGAGAUGAAUUGUAGUUGAUAGUGAAAGGUUUAAUAUUUCAUGAUGUUUGAUAAUGACAAUAUUGUUAUUUUAUGGUGUGACUGUUACCUCAAAUGCACAUUCCAAUGAAUAAUCUGUGUAUGGUGAACUGCUCAGUAGAUUCAAGAACAAAACAUUCAAUUUUUUUAUACAUUAGAGACAAUACACUCCCUUAGGUAGUAUAUACAAAUGUAGCCAUAAGUUUGACAUUGUUGGCAUCAAUCGUGUAGAUUAUUCAAUCAGAUACUAUGCUUAUAUUAAGUGUAGUGCCAUUGAUGUUUGGAUGUGGUAUUGUGAAAUUUAUGAGUGCGCUUGUAGAGCAUUACAUUAUGUGACAUCUGUGUACUGCCAUUUUUGCCUUAUCUUUAAUGUUUAAAGGGAAAAGGCAUUGUGUUUCUCAAGCUCAUCUAGUAGAUUUCAUGUUUACCCAACAAGAGUCUGUAUUCCAGCCUGUCUUUCAAACAUUUCAGUAUGUCAGAUGUCAUGCUAUGUUUCAUGUUGUGUUUGCCAUGUAUGGCUUUUUGCAUUUUUGGGAAAGUGUGCAUAUUUUUCUUUUAAUUUCAUGUUGUAUGUUUUUCAAUAAAUUUAAUUUAAAACAA
Molecule: messenger RNA, 2001 nt
Organism: Paramisgurnus dabryanus
Lineage: Eukaryota; Metazoa; Chordata; Actinopteri; Cypriniformes; Cobitidae
Gene: serpinh1b
Product: serpin peptidase inhibitor, clade H (heat shock protein 47), member 1b
Biological process (GO): collagen fibril organization; negative regulation of endopeptidase activity
Cellular component (GO): endoplasmic reticulum
Molecular function (GO): serine-type endopeptidase inhibitor activity
Source: RefSeq, a predicted model, not a curated record